GGGUAAUCGGAAGGAGAUGGGGGUUGAGGAGCAAUGGGAGGUAAUAGCUGCAGGAGCGAUGGGGGCAAUCGAUCCGUCUAAGACGGAAGUGACGACAACUGAAGUCGAUCUUCCCUCGUUGAGAAGGAUACCGAUGCUUCCCUCCUCGUCGGACGGCUCGUCUGCAUCUUCUUGUGCGCAGUGCUCAUCUUCUGGUGGAGAUUCCUCUGCGGCCGCAGAAUGCCAGAGCUCUGCUUCCGUGGCCGCCAUCGCCAUGUCCUCGCCAAAGACAGAGGGGUGCCCGGUGCGGACGACCCAUCGCCAAAAAGAGAUCUUGACCGCCGUACCGCCAACUGCUUCUGUCCCGUCGUCGUGUUCCUCGUCUGCCACUGCGUCUUCUCCAUCGCCAGCUUCACCAUCGUGUGUGGUGCUGUCCUCCUCAUCAUCGUCCGUAUCCAAGGAUCGUUCUCCAGUCACUCUUGCUGUGCACGGAUCGGAGGUGAAUGUUUCCGGGAAUAUCGGCAACCCAGAUCCAGUCGGGCGAGCAAGGAAGGAAAGAGUGGGAGCGAUCAAAGAAUGUCGAUUUGAAGAAAAUCGAGAGGCUCAGGGAGAGCCGCAACGUGAAAUGCAGCUUGGAGAGGCGGGUGAUAUGGAAAGACGGACAGGACAUCAUCGUCAGCGUAGUGAUGUUAGCCGGAAACUGAGUUUUAGCGAAGAUUUUAGGGAUCGUGACACAGUUGCUCGUCGCGAUCUAGAACCGUCUGGCUGCGAGGCUGAAGUACCUUCGUCCUCGGCAGCUGCAGCCGAUGUCAUGGCUGGAGAUGGCAGCGGCCAUGGGGCUAGUAGACGGUCGUCCAAUCGAGAGGUUAUUGACGACAAGGAACUGGGAGGUACCCCAAGUCCGUCCUUGUCCUCGCAAGCGGCGCAAUGCGAUACUAAUGGGGCAAUUGGAGUAGGAGUAGGGGUAGGAGGAGGAGAGAGUAAUGCGAGAGAGAGUUAUAGGAGGAAAGAACGAGCUGAACCGACUGCUGCGAUUGAUGUUCUCGAUGGCGUCGGGGAAGCGGAACGGCCAACAGCCGUCGAUGUCCAUAACGGCUCUGAUAUCCGAGUGUCAGAGAUAGAGGAGGAGACAACAGCGGCAACAGCAGCGGCGGUAUCAGCUUUGGGGUCAGCAUGGUCAGCGGAAACAGCAGCAGACGGAAGAGUAGUGGUAGGAGGAGAAGGAGAAGAUGAAAGUGGAGGGGGAGGAGGAAGAGGAGGGGGAGGAGAAGUGCGAAUCGCCAUAGACGACGAACAGCCGGCUCCAGAGGGAGUUGAAAAUCGGGAUGGAGACUGGGAUGGCGCGCGAAAUCGCAAUCUCGGGUCUUCGGGCGCAUCUUCAGAAGCUCGUGCGGACGGAUUGAAGAGCUUGAUGCCACCGAUGGACGGGCACAAUCGCGAGGAGGAGAAAGAAGGAAGCAACUGGGAGAGUGGGAAAGUCGGGGGCGUGCCUAGACGAGGGCUGUGGAGCAAAUUGUUGAAGAAAAGGCGUGGACGGGAGGACACGAUAGCUGGAGGAGGAGGAGAAAAAGGAGGAGCUGGUGGAAAGAAGGGAGGAAGUGAUGACGCCAAACGCGCUGCGGAUACGAUGGAAAUUGCGGUGCUCUCUACGAUGACACGGACGUUAGCUUCGGAUCACCCACCGGCCAGCCACUAUCGCAUUGCCGACGGGUACUUGCUACUCCACUCGAGAGGCAAGGACUUACUAUGUGUCCCACGCGACCGCCGUCUUCGGACUCGCCUCCUCGGCGGGUAUCAUGAUUCGCAACUCGCCGGCCAUUUCGGAGUCAACCGCACUAUUGCAUGGCUUCGACAGCGAUUCCGAUGGCCCGACCUCAUCACCGACGUCACGAGGUAUUGCGACUCUUGCGAAGUUUGCCGACGAAGCAAACCCCGCAAUCGCAACCACUACGGCGAGCUGCGCUCGAUGCCGAUCCCGCAGGAACCUGGUCUCUCCAUCGCCAUGGAUGUCACCGGACCAUUCCCCCGCGACCGCCUCGGACACGACGGCAUCCUCACGGUUGUGGACCGUUUGAGUAAGUAUGCGCGUUUUCUCCCUUGCAAGUACUACUCCACGCCUCCCGAGCUGGCACGCCUCUUGCACACCGGUUGGAUGUGUGGCCACGGUGUACCGGAAGACAUAGUCAGGGACCGCGGCACUCGCUUCAUGUCAGCAUUUUGGACUGCUCUCAUGCAGGAGUCCGACACGAAGAUGAAACCAAGUUCGGCUCGACAUCCACAGACAGACGGGCAGACGAAGCGGGCACAUCAAACCGUGCAAAUGAUGCUUCGUACGCUCAUCCGUCCGAACCAGAAAGAUUGGGUUGAACGCCUCCCCGACAUCGAGUUCGCCUACAACACUUUGGUGCACCCGGCGAUCGGCGUGACUCCAUUCGAGUUGCAUAACGGUGGACGGAAAGGCCGUAUCUUCGCCGACCUUCUCCUCCCACGACCAGCCGACAUCGAUGCCGCUUGCUCUCCCGCUUCCGUCCGGAAGUACAGGGAAUUGCUGGCUCAAGCCCGCGCGAAUAUGCAAAAGGCUCAAGUCCACAUGCAGCAGCAAGCCAACAGGCAUCGCGUGCCAUGUCCCAUCCGCGUCGGCGGCCUGGUUUGGGUUUCCGCGGAAGAGUUUGCACUGGAACAGGAUGUCUCACGCAAACUGCUUCCCAAGUGGUUUGGACCAUGGCCCGUAACAUCAGCCGCGGGCGAUGAGCCCGAUGGCCCUUCAUUUGUGAUCAACAUUCCCCCGCAUCUGACGCUCCAUCCAGUCUUUCACGUAGACAACCAUAAACUUGUCCAGGUAAGGCCUGAAGAUGCGGUGCAUCUCUGUCUGGAAGGUGUCAGUGCAACGAGCACCACCCCAUAUACAAAAGAGCAGGAAGAGAGAGCCGCUGCUAUACUGAAAGAAAGAAAAGAGGAGGCCAAGAAGAAGGUCUUGUUGGAAGCACAGGCGGCGAAGAAGAAGAAGCUUGAGGAAGAGAUGGAGAAGGUGAAGAGAGAAGAGGAGGAGAAGCUCAAAGAAGUAGAUGAAGAAGAAGAAGAAGGAGAAGAGAUACCUCUGUUAGAAGAGCAGGUCUUUGUGGCCUAUGUUAGGCCAGUUACUGAGCCUAAGAAGGAGGAACUCACCAACCCACUUCUUGCCAAGUUGUUGGAGGAGUACGCAGUUUUGUCAGAGUCUCCUUCAGGAGUAGUUCCACGUCCUAUCCAACACCGUAUUGAGAUAGGGUGUGGCAGUAAGACUCCCAAAGGAGCAGUGUAUAAGAUGUCUCCUAAGGAGUUGGAGGAGUUGCGCAGACAGUUAGACGAGCUCCUCGAAAAGGGGUGGAUUAGGCCCAGUUCGUCUCCAUUUGGAGCACCUGUUCUCUUCGUCCCCAAGAAAGAGGGAGAACUUAGAAUGUGCAUUGACUAUAGGGGUCUCAACGCCGUUACUGUGAAGAAUGCAGAGCCACUGCCCGGUAUAGAUGAUCUGUUAGAUCGGGUGCAGGGUUGCAAGUACUUCCCCAAGAUAGACUUGAAGUCAGGGCACACGUUUACGUGCAGAGUUGAGAUGAGGGGUGGUACUGGGACCACUCCUUACACCAAGGAGCAGGAGCAGGAGGCUGCAAAGAUAUUGGCCGAACAGAAGGCCAAGAAGGAGAAGGAGUUAGUGAAGCAGGCCAAAAAGUUGGCAUUACAGGAGGAGCAGGCGGCGAAGAAGAAGAAGUUGGAGGCGGAGAUGGAGAGGCUGAAGAAAGAAGAAGAGAAGUUAAAGGCAGCGGAAGAAGAGGAAGAAGAAGUAUAAGAAGAUGUCCCCUUAGAGAGAAAAGGCAGAAGGGAAAGAGGGGAGUUUAGCGGCACGAAGAAGGAGGACCAAUAGAUGGAGAAAAAGGUUUUCGAAUGGGUCGCCAAUUGUCCCUGGGAGAAGAAGAAAAAGCGAUGUUGUAUGUCCCCACGGGAGAACAGGACGCACGUGGUUAACGGGGACCCCGAGUUUCAGCUCUUGACUGACAGGUCCAAAACUGAAAUAAGGGAGCUGGAGAUAGAAGAAAAUCCCCUACGCUGCCAGACAAUUGAAGAAGAAAGAGAAAGUUAGAGUGGAAAUUGUGCCUCACCAGAGAGAAGAGACAACGAAUGGAGGCAACAAAUAAGAUGGAGACGG
Messenger RNA from Chara braunii, 4156 nucleotides. NCBI's taxonomy places the organism in Eukaryota, Viridiplantae, Streptophyta, Charophyceae, Charales, Characeae. The record is from the annotation of a GenBank genome assembly.